Poecilia latipinna (sailfin molly) is the source of this 3442-nucleotide messenger RNA. RefSeq names its product importin-13-like. Bases 282 to 3191 code for a protein of 969 amino acids. The transcript has 21 exons. Gene Ontology annotation, biological process: protein import into nucleus. Gene Ontology annotation, cellular component: cytoplasm. The record is from RefSeq and is a predicted model, not a curated record. Lineage: Eukaryota; Metazoa; Chordata; Actinopteri; Cyprinodontiformes; Poeciliidae. Gene Ontology annotation, molecular function: small GTPase binding.
AGGGUGAACGACUGGAAGCUUUGCGCAGGUCGACCUGCAGCACUUUAGUUUCUAGAAUAUUUUUGCAGCUUGUCUAUUUAUUUUCUUCUUCUCUGGCUUUUUGUUGUUGUUGUUGUUGUUGUUGUUCCCAGAAGCCAGCAUGUCGUCACACCUGAGAAAAUUAGUCUUGCGCGUGGACUGUGUGGAGGGCUGAGGCGUUUACCUGACUUUAGGAGACUUUCUAGUUUCAAUUAGGUGAGGAUAAUUAGUAAGAAAAAUACAUUUUAUUAAAUCUGUGCCAGAUGGAGUCCGCACCCAUCCCGGGACAGAACCCGGUGGAGUUGGAGUUCACACAGGAGAACAUUGAGACGGCUCUCUACCAGCUGUACUUCGACCCGGACAUGGAGCGUAAGAACGUAGCUCAGAAGUGGUUGACCCAAGCCCAGGCCUCAGCACAGGCAUGGCAGUUCUGCUGGGCCCUGCUCAGCCCUGACAAGAUCCCGGAGGUUCAGUUUUUCGGUGCCAGCACUCUCCACAUCAAGAUCUGCCGUCACUGGGGCGACCUUCCCGCAGACCAGCAUGAGGACCUUAGGAUGCAACUUCUUUCCCACAUCUUAUGCUUCUCCUCUGGUCCUAAAAUGGUGCUCACUCGACUGUGUGUGGCGCUGGCCUCGAUGGCUCUUAACCUCAUCCCCCAGGCGUGGUCUGAGCCGGUGGCAGACAUGGUGAGAGCAUUCCAACCUCAGAAACCGGACUCUCAAGACAAUCCUGGUGCCAAGGCUUCUCAGGACCCCCAUGCACAUUGCCUUGCUCUCCUGGAGCUCCUCACCGUACUUCCAGAGGAGUUUCAAAGCGGCCGUCUGGCCCGAGCCCGUCGCACCCAGCUGAGGGAAGCCCUGGCCGGGGAGUGGGCCGUGGUGUGUGGCAUGCUCCGACAGCUCCUACAAAGUCAGGAUUCGUCCGUUCAGGUGAAGGAGAAAGUUCUCCGCUGCCUCUCCAGCUGGGUGGGGCUGGAUGUGCCGCUGGGGGAAAGCCAGGAAUUGGUCCAGGACUGUUUUGCGGCGUUGUCCGACCCAGGGUUGUUCGACACCGCAGUGGAGACGAUAGUUACUGCCAUCACACAACCGGAUUGUCAGAGGUUCGCUAACGUUCUGCUGAGCCUGAUGCCUAUGGUGCUGGGCCUUUACGACCAGUUGAAGACAGCAGUUCAGGACGGGGACAUGGAGACCACCCACGGUAUCUGUCGCAUUGCCGUCGCUUUGGGGGAAACGCACUCAAGGGUUUUGCUGGAACAACUGGACCACUGGCAGGAGUAUCUGGCUUUGGUGAACAUGAUUCUGUUCUGUACGGGGAUCCCUGGACACUACCCGGUUAAUGAGACCACGAGCUCCCUGACACUCACCUUCUGGUACACGCUGCAGGAUGACAUUUUAUCUUUUGAGGAAGAGAAGCAGGCAGUUUACCUGCAGGUCUACAAACCGGUUUACUUCCAGCUGGUGGACGUGUUGCUGCUCAAAUCCCACUAUCCCUCCCAAGAGGAAUACGCCUCCUGGUCUUCUGAUGACAAAGAGCAGUUUCGAAUUUACAGGGUGGACAUCUCAGAUACUCUAAUGUAUGUGUAUGAAAUGCUGGGAGCGGAGCUGCUUAGUAACCUCUAUGACAGGCUGGGCAGGCUGCUCAUGGACCCCCAACAGUCAGCGGUGUGGCAGGACAUCGAAGCGCUGCUGUUCGGCUUCCAGUCUAUAGCCGAGACCAUCGACGUGAACUACUCUGAUGUUAUUCCUGGUCUCAUCGGUCUGAUCCCUAGAAUCAACAUCAGCAACGUGAUGCUGGCCGACACCGUCAUGUACACCAUAGGGUCACUGGCUGAGUGGCUGGCGGACCACCCGGUGAUGCUGGGUGGCAUAUUACCCAUGGUGCUGCGAGGCCUUGUGAAGGCGGAACUGUCCGUCUCCAGCAUCUCCACACUCAAGCGGAUCUGCAGGGAGUGCCGGCAGGACCUGGCGCCGUACGCUCAGGACAUCCUCACCGUGUCUCAGGACGUGCUGGUGAAAGAAAUCCAUGAGAGCAGCCAGUGCAUGUGGCUGAUGCAGGCCCUGGGUUUCCUGCUGUCAGCCCUGCCAGCAGAGGAAAUUUUAGGCAGACUGCACUCACUCAUCAGCCCUCACAUUCAGCAGCUGGACUCACUGGUUCGGCUGGAGCCUGACCCUGCCACUAAGCAAGGCAUCAUGUCCAUCCUGGGUUUGCUGUCCAGCCUGUUUACCACCCUGGAUGUCAACAGGCAUGCGGAUGGCUUAGACGAAGAAGACGCCAGCCCCAGACUCACAGCUGCACAGAGCAUCCAAAACCCAGUUGUGGUUGUGCUGCAGCAAGUGUUCCCUUUAAUCCAGACCAUCAUUAGCAAAUGGCUUCACGACUCGGAAGUAGUUGAGGGAGUGUGCGGGGUCUUUGAUAAAUCAGUCCGGACCCUGCUGCACGACUUUGGCCCCAUGGUGGCUCAGCUGAGUGAGAUGCUGGGACAGAUCUACAGCACUUACCCACAAGCCCCUGCCCUGGACCUGACUCGUCAGAUGGUGCACAUCUUUGCUGGAGAGGAGCAGCACAUGUCGGACGUCAGGAGUCUUGUGGAAGUGCUGACCUCAACCACACUGUCUGUAUUCCAGCAAGGUCCAAGGGAUCAUCCUGACAUCGCAGAGUCGUUCAUGAACCUCCACGCUCAGGUCCUGAAAAGGAGUCCAGAUUUGUACCCGUCGACCCAACUGGAUGUCAAAGCUCUGUUUUACUCAGGGAUUCUGUCCAUCAAGUUCCCAGAGACGCCCACUGUUAAAGCAGCCUGCCUAUUCUUUACGGACUUUCUGAGUCGCUGCAAGGACAUGCCAGCUCUGAACGACGUGCUGCAGACGGAUGGAAAGAUCCUGACAGAGACGGUGCUGCAGGCAGUCGGAGGCGGUUCUUCACGCAGCCUGGCAGAGAACUUCUCCGAGGUUCUGCUCAGUCUGAACAGACACAGUCCGGCUCUGCUGUCUCAGUGGCUCACAGAAACCCUGCAGACCCCCGGGUUCCCAUCGGCCCAUGUGACGACGGAGCAGAAGCACACCUUCUCUCAGCAGAUCCUGAGGGAACAAACAAACAAGCGUCGCGUUAAGGAGACGGUGAAGGAGUUCUCUCUGCUCUGCAGGGGGCUGCAGGGGGCCGGCUUCUCUGAAUGCUAGCCGUCGGCAGAACAACCCGGAACAGGACGAUCCACUCAGGACGAGACACUGGAAAACAGAAAAAACACUUGGACACGACAACACAGACGCAUUCGGAGGACGGUUAAGCACAUCUGAGUCACUGUGGGACAUGUUUUUAAUAAAAUAGUUGUCAGAAAGUGUCACAGUGCCAUGAAUGUACAUUUACUGGAAAAAAAAAAAAAAAAAAAAAAAAACAACACUGAUUAAACCAAUCUGUUGUCACAGGUGAA